GGCGGGCCUACAAACAGGAUGAAAAGGGUAGUGGCCAAUGGCAAAGGAGCAUGUGGUUUUACGCUGGUGAGGCGCAGUACUUUAAAUCUGACUCGUUUAGAUCACGACUAGAGCAAUUUACAACGACGUGUGUUCAACACCACACCGAUUUGGUUUGUGCCCUAUGUGACUUCACACCAAUUUGGGCACUUUUCUCACCUAGAUUUCGACAAAAUCACCGAUGUCUUCCGAAUUUCUGUCCACCAUUGCUAUGGACAGGCUGAACGCAAGGGAAAUCGUCUCGGGGCAGAAGAGCGCAGAUAUUUCCCCUCAGGUUCUCCCCCUGCUGAGGCGCAAAGGGACCUGCCGGAAUCUCUUCGGUCCCGUUGACCACGACGAGCUACAGCGAGAGCUGACGUCCAAACUUAAGGAGAUUGCCGACCGGGAUCGGCUAAGAUGGAAUUUCGACUUCAGCGAAGGGCGCCCGCUGGACGGUGAACUGGAAUGGGAGGAGAGUCCGGCCGGGGAGUGUCCUACGUUUUACCGGGAGAGAAUCACGUCUGCCGUGUCUAAAGAACCGAAAAGAGAAAUAUUGGCAAGAGUUCCAGCACAUUGUGGAGGUCGUUCUACAUCUAUGAACAUGUUAAACCGAGAGAACAAGGCAGACAAACGUAACGUUAACCCCAGGAAAUCGCGCAAAACGGCAGCUCACGCCCGGACCAAAAGGCGCACAGAUUUGCGCAUUACAGAUUUCUACUCAAAGCGAAGAAGAACGGACAGCGUGACGCCGAAGGAAAGCAGGACCGUGGAGUGAAACUAGGAAAGCUCCGGCCUCUACGUCAUCGAGGAGUGGCGGGAAAAGGCCGGAAGAAAUGAUGUCACCGAGUCAAAACCACCUCGGAAUUUACUGACUCAUGUCAUCACGUCACAAAACGGGAUUCUGCAAUCGCAUAGUAACGAUGAUUGUUCCGUUUUCUAAUGUUUGUUCAUAAAGGCACAAUAUUGGUCUGAAACCAUUUGAACAAGUGACUUUACAUAAAGCCAGGACACGUAUUUAUUUUCGUUGAAUAUUCCUCCGCCUGUGUAUAUAUAUAUUUUGUAUUGUAUUUAUUUAUUUAUUUUUCGCAUUGCUUGCAAAUUGUACCUCAGUUUUUUUGUAGUCUGAAAUGUAGCUUUUUUGUCAUUCACUUGAAAACGUCCAAAAAUCAUGAUCCUGAGCCGUAUUGUCACUGUUGUAAAAAAGGCUGCUUUAAUAAAUAUGUACACUAUAUAAACAUA
Molecule: messenger RNA, 1257 nt
Organism: Triplophysa dalaica
Lineage: Eukaryota; Metazoa; Chordata; Actinopteri; Cypriniformes; Nemacheilidae
Gene: cdkn1cb
Product: cyclin dependent kinase inhibitor 1Cb
Exons: 2
Coding region: 221-793 (190 amino acids)
Biological process (GO): regulation of cell cycle
Cellular component (GO): nucleus
Molecular function (GO): cyclin-dependent protein serine/threonine kinase inhibitor activity
Source: RefSeq, a predicted model, not a curated record